AUGACGUCCUACAUCCCAUCUCUCACGCUCCCCGCCAGCAUCUUCCAGUCGCCCGCCGCCUCGGUCCUCCUCCCCAUCGCCGCAGGCACAGCCAUCGGCUUCUCCACGCGGCCGAAGGAGACACAGGCCACCUACCUCGCCCUCCGCCAGCCCCCGCUCCGCCCGCCGCCAUGGAUCUUCGGACCGGUGUGGACCCUGCUCUACGGCGCCAUGGGCUACGCAGCGCAUAGAGCGUGGACCGAAGGGGUGAAUAGCGUGGAUCCGCAGAAGGUGUUGCUUGCAAAGCACGGCGCGACGCUUUACACCAUCCAACUCGGCUUGAACCUCAUCUGGAUGCCGCUGUUCUUUCGCUUCAAACGCCCGAUCGAGGCCACCGUUGACAUUGUCGCCCUCACCGGCACUGUGGGCUACCUUGCAUACAUCUGGGGUGAAGUGGACGAGGUGUCAGGCUGGCUGUUGGCGCCAUAUUUAGGCUGGCUGGGUUUCGCAACGUAUCUCACCGUGGGAGCGGGUUACCUGAAUGGAUGGAAUUUCAGUGACAAGGAGAAGCUGAAGAGUGCAAAGGGCGGGCGGACGAAGUUUGUCGACGAGAAGCCGUGA
Neohortaea acidophila is the source of this 600-nucleotide messenger RNA. Its product is annotated as TspO/MBR family-domain-containing protein. The coding region runs from base 1 to 600 and encodes 199 amino acids. Gene Ontology annotation, cellular component: mitochondrial outer membrane. The transcript is spliced from 2 exons. Lineage: Eukaryota; Fungi; Ascomycota; Dothideomycetes; Mycosphaerellales; Teratosphaeriaceae. The record is from RefSeq and is a predicted model, not a curated record.